Messenger RNA from Ruditapes philippinarum (Manila clam), 2661 nucleotides. Its product is annotated as kelch domain-containing protein 10-like. Gene Ontology annotation, molecular function: protein binding. The record is from RefSeq and is a predicted model, not a curated record. Bases 98 to 1312 code for a protein of 404 amino acids. Gene Ontology annotation, biological process: positive regulation of stress-activated MAPK cascade. The transcript has 10 exons. Lineage: Eukaryota; Metazoa; Mollusca; Bivalvia; Venerida; Veneridae.
CCGCAAUUAUCAAGCGUCUGUCAACAACAAUAACAACAACAGCAAAUACAUAUUUAACAACGCAUGAAGUCUUCAAAGAAACUAGUAUUACAGAGGCAUGUUUCAGUCAAUUUGCCCUCUCCAUAUCGAACUAAAAAAUCCGGAAAAAUUAACCGAGAAAGAAUUUAUUCCUCGAAGUGGUCAUAGAAUUGUUGUAGAUGAGAAAUACGUGUACAGUUGGGGAGGAUAUAACUAUGAUCCUGACUUAUGGGACUUGGAUGAUGAAGAUCAUACAUACCCAUUGCUCAAAGAGUUGUGGAGGUAUCAAAUUUGGACUGGAGAGUGGAAGUUGUUGAAGACACAUGGAGACAUACCAACACAGUUGGCAUCCCACCAUCUUGUAAAAGUCAAGAACCAUUUGCUACAGUUUGGUGGAACAGGCGUUCCAUUCGGGAGUGCCAAUACAAACUGUUUAUAUGACCUUGACCUUGACACAUUAGAAUGGAAAGUGCUUUUAAAACCAAAAAGUCCAGCAAAUGAUAAUGAUGAUGAUGAUGAAGAUGGCGAUGAAGAAGAAGACAACGGUGUUCCAAGACCUAAAUAUGGACAUUCACUGACACAGGUGGACAAUUGUUUAUAUGUUAUUGGCGGGACGUGUGGAUAUGUAUAUGAUAGCAACAUACACAAACUUGAUCUGAAUUUACUAACAUGGGAGGAGAUACCAGUAAAUUCAAAGUAUAUUCCACAACCAAGAUAUCGACAUGAAGUUAUUUAUUAUAAAGGGAAGUUACUCAUGUUUGGUGGUGGGGCAGGUGUCAAUUAUUCUGCAUUUAAUCUUGAUAAGAUUGAUGUUUUUGACCUGGAUAAACAAACUUGGGAAAAAGUCAUGACGUUUCCAAGUGAACAAAAAUUAGAUCAGGGAGAUUCGAAAAAAGUUUUCCCAGGCUGUAGAAGAUGUCACAGUUGUGUGAGAUUUAAAGAUGAUGUGUAUGUAUCAAGCGGGCUUUCACCAGAUGGUAUUUUAGCAGAUAUGUGGAGAUUUCAUCUUCCUUCAUAUCAGUGGACGGCUUUAAAAUUGCCUUUACCUAAACCUGUCUAUUUUCAUUCUGCUGCAGUUACAGACGAUGGGUGUAUGUUUAUAUUUGGAGGAGUGACCAGAAUCGAUGAUCAGAGAACUAACGCCUUACAGAUCAUGUGGGUUCAGAUACCACCACUGAAACUUUUGGCCUUUAACACUGUGGUGAAAAGUUUAAAUCUUGAAAUAUGUAAACAGAACUACCAGACUUUAAUAGCUCUCGGAAUACCAAGACACUGUCUGGAUUUAAUAUUGUGAUGAUAGUUGAUAGGGUACACACAAACAAACAAAAUUUCCCUAAUUUUAUAUAUAUAAAAAAAAAAGUCCCAAGUGUAACUAUGCAGUAUGGGGUUGAUACUCAAGCCAAUAAUUAACAAGUGUUUUUGUGAAUUGUAGGGAGCCUGUUUAAAAGAUUCUUCUUGCAUAAUUAUAUUAUUGAAUAAGAACAUGACUUGAAACCAUGUUUUCAGCUGUUCUAGAUUAGCUUUUAGCAGUUCAGCUUGGUUGACAAUCAGUUGGCUCCAUAUAUACAAUUACUUCCAUGGACAGCUCCCUUAUUGUUUUGAUAUUUUGAUCAUUUGUUGCUAAUUUAUGGCUGUGUUUGUUAGAGAUUUUUUUCCCUCAUUUAUGUAAGUGAUAUUGGCAGAAAACCGGAUUUGUUAAGAUUUUAUGUCAGUUGAUAUAAUGUCUGAAUUAAUUACAUAAAAUGAUUUUUAUUUAUAAAGGUUUAUUUGUAAAUAUUUGGGUUAUAACCUCUUAUCUAAAGGUUAUAAAUAUUUCUGUAUUAAAAUGAAAUAUGUAGUUAUGAAUAUACAUUGAAGUACAUAUGCUCGGCAAGGGUAAACAAAACACAUGUACACAAAAUGUGGAAUUCACAAGUCAAUGUAAAUGUUAAUGAAUUGUUAGCUCACCAGAGCCGAAGGCUCAGGGUGAGCUAUUAGUAUCAAAGGGGGAUGCUCCGGCGUCCGGCGUCAACAAUCAUCUUCUUCUAUGAAACUACUAAGCAGAUUUACUUCAAACUUGGUCUGUAGCAUCCUUGUGACAGUCACACUUGAAUUUGCUCAUGUCAUUCCAAUUGGCCCCUUUUAGGGGUCAGCAGAGCUAAAAAUAGAAAAACCUUUAAACAUCUUCUACAGAACUAAUUGAUGGAUGAUCACCAAACUUUGUCUGUAGCAUUCUUGGGUAGUCUUUUAUCAAGUUUGCUCAUAAUAAUUUGAUUGGCCCCUUUUAGGGGUCUCUAGGGCUAAAAAUAGAAAAAACCUUUAAACAUCUUCUUCUACAGAUCUAAAGGAUGGAUGAUCACCAAACUUUGUCGGUAGCAUUCUUGGGUAGUCUUUUAUCAAGUAGGCCCUUAUGAAUUUGAUUGGCCUAAAAAUACUAAAAAACUAAAGCUAAAAAUAGAAGAACCUUUAAAUGUCUAUUGCUACAGAACUAAUUGAUGGAUGAUCACCAAACUUUGUCUGUAGCAUUCUUGGGUAGUCUUUUAUCAAGUUUGCUAAUAUUAUUUUGAUUGGCCCCUUUUAGGGGUCUCUAGGGCUAAAAAUAGAAAAACCUUUAGAGAUCUUCUCCUGCAGAACUAAUUGAUGGAUGAUCAUCAAACUUUGUCU